Magnusiomyces paraingens is the source of this 873-nucleotide messenger RNA. RefSeq lists its product as uncharacterized. The transcript is spliced from 3 exons. Gene Ontology annotation, molecular function: FMN binding. The record is from RefSeq and is a predicted model, not a curated record. NCBI's taxonomy places the organism in Eukaryota, Fungi, Ascomycota, Dipodascomycetes, Dipodascales, Dipodascaceae. The coding region runs from base 1 to 873 and encodes 290 amino acids.
AUGUCUACUAAAUCUUCUUCCACCUCGUCGUUCUCAAACUCCGGAAAAACUUUGCUCAAAUUUAAGUCCGAAGAAAGAUUGACUGAAUAUGAAACCCCACAUCCGGAAUGGAAACUAGGUGAUGGUGCUGUAAAUGAAACUCCAGAAUUUUCAGCACCUUGGGAUGAGCACAAAAAAAUAUCUUUUGAUCCUUAUGGUGCUGGUCGUAACCCGAUCAACAAUUAUCUGUUGACAGUGACAGCUCUAGCCCCUAAGCCCCCGCAGAUUGGUUUGAUGGCAACGGUUUCCAAGAGUGGAAACCAUAACCUCGCACCGUAUAGCUAUUUUGGUGUUGUGGGCUAUGACCCGCUUAUGCUUGUUGUUGGAACCACUAAAAGCACGGGCAAGUACAAAAACACUGCCCGUAACUUACUUGAAACUGGCGAAGCAACCGUCAACAUUAUUUCGGAAUGGUUUGUGGAGGCUGCAAAUGCCUCGAGCACAAAUGCCCCCGAAGAAGUUUCCGAAUGGCCUCUUGCGGGACUCACGCAAGUCCCUAGUGAAUUAGUUAAAGCCCCCCACGUUCUCGAAAGCGCUGUGUCUUUUGAAACCCGUGUUCACACUGCAAUUCCGAUUCAAAGCCGCGCCGACCCGACACGUGAAUCUGGAGACGUAUUUCUUCUAGAAGUUGUGCGGGUGCACGCACGCGCCGACCUAGUGGAUAAUAAGGAAGAUCCAGGUGCAAUUGAUUUGGUCGGGCUGCGACCAGUAACUCGUGUCGGGACUAUGCAGUAUGGAAGAUUGACUGAGAUUCUGACACUGCCUAAGAUUACAUACGCAUCACCACAGUUUGAAGCUUUGAAGGGUGAGCGGUUCCAAAAAAAACUUUCUUGA